AGAAGAAACUCCAGAAGCAGAGAGAGACCUCAAUCAUCUGGAUUUCUGCGACAUAUGGAUGGGGAGAGAAUCCAAAGCUCUCCUUUGGUUUGUCUCUUCCUCACUCUCCUCUCUUCUCCCACCCACCCCUUCUCUCUCGCUGUGGGUGUGCUGUGGAGAGGAGAAAGGAACGAGAGCAAGAACCAACACCAACUAGAGCUGCUGCCAACCCGUGCACAGCCUGGGCUCUGAUCAUUGAUUGCCCAACAAUUACCUUCCUCUUUUGUGAUUUAGAAUCCCAUCUAUCUCUUAUAUAUCUCUUCUCUUGGUUCUUUGUGAACUCUCUUCUCUUUUAGAUUUCCCGGGCUUCACGAUAGGCCUCUGCACCGAAGUUUGCCAAGUAGUUGCUGUUCUUGGUUUUCUUGAUUUCUUAGGUCUUGAAUUUUAGGGUUCUCGAGUUUCUUGUAUUUUCCCCCAAUCUUGCAAUCUUGUAAGAAGCCUUGAGUUGUCUUUGCUGUUCGGACUCCAUGGAUGAGAGGAUCCCACCACCGUCCCUCUUGCAGUACUCACCAUCUCCUGUCCAUUCUUCUCCCCACCCCCUCAAUUCCAUGAGGUAUUCUGCUUCUGAAAGAGAGAGAUAUCUGGCUGAGUUGCUUGCCGAGAGGCAGAAAUUAGCCCCAUUCGUGCAAGUUCUUCCAUUCUGUACCAGGCUCUUGAACCAAGAGAUUUUGCGCGCAUCUUCUAUGGCACAUAACCAUAAUUUUGUUGAUCCUGAGAGAAUCGAGCAUGGUAGCCCAUUAAGGUUACCUGGCCACCCAGUGAAUGGUCAGCCAAUGGAUCUGGAGGGCUGGUCAGGGAUGCAAACAGAGCAUAUGGGGGUUCUACAAGCAUCAUCAAUGGGUUGGAAUGGUGCUCCCGCGCUCACUGGCACUCCUGUUGUCAAGAAAGUUGUGAGGCUAGAUAUUCCUGUGGACAAGUAUCCUAAUUUCAACUUUGUUGGUCGUUUGUUGGGGCCGCGUGGUAACUCCCUGAAAAGAGUUGAAGCUUCAACCCAAUGUAGAGUUUAUAUUAGGGGACGUGGUUCUGUGAAAGAUUCUGUUAAGGAAGACAAGCUGAGGGAGAAACCUGGAUAUGAACACCUCAAUGAACCACUGCAUGUGCUUGUGGAAGCAGAGUUUCCAGCAGAUAUUAUUGACUCCCGCCUAAAUCAAGCUGUUUCCAUCCUAGAUGAUCUUCUGAAACCAAUUGACGAGUCCAUGGACUACUACAAGAAGCAACAGCUGAGAGAACUGGCAAUUCUAAACGGUACACUGAGAGAGGAAAGCCCAAGCCCUCUCCUCAGCCCUAGCGUGUCCCCUUUUAACUCAACCGGGAUGAAGCGUGCGAAAACAGGGCGGUAAUCCUCCCAGUUCUGAAAGCUUCAUUCUCCAAAAUCAAUUAUGCUUUAACGCUCAAUUACAAGCUGUUGUACUGCUGGAGAUGAUUGGUGAUGCAUAUGCUGGGAUCAUCAGUGCUGGCCUAUGCCUGUCAUGAUCUGCGCGCUUUAUCGACACUUGAUAUGUCCUUAGACGAAUGGUCUCUGUGGGCUUGUUGUUUGACUCUAUUAUUAUUUAUUCUUUGUGCAUCUGAUUUGCGAAGUAUUAACAUUAUUGGUUUGGGUAAGUUAACAAGGCCGGUUGGCCACUCUAGAAGCUGGGAUUCAUUAUUCCGGACAAUAAUAAGGUUUUGUUGGUGUACCUGGAGUAGUUGUAAUAUGUCAAGUGCUGAUGCUUUUGUGUGGUGCUAGUACAGGACGACCAGACAGCUAUAGUUGAGACAACCUCAAUGAUUAUUUGCAUUCAUA
Messenger RNA from Phragmites australis (common reed), 1822 nucleotides. Its product is annotated as KH domain-containing protein At1g09660/At1g09670-like. The record is from RefSeq and is a predicted model, not a curated record. The coding region runs from base 507 to 1379 and encodes 290 amino acids. NCBI's taxonomy places the organism in Eukaryota, Viridiplantae, Streptophyta, Magnoliopsida, Poales, Poaceae. Gene Ontology annotation, biological process: regulation of mRNA splicing, via spliceosome. Gene Ontology annotation, molecular function: mRNA binding. Gene Ontology annotation, cellular component: nucleus. The transcript has 7 exons.